AUGACUUCAAACAAGCUCAGUCUCUAUCUUCUUCCUUUGAUCAUCGCAUCAUUAGCUGCGACAAACGUAGUGUACGCAACCAUUUUCACGCUCCAAAACCACUGCCCCUACACAGUCUGGCCCGGCACACUCUCCGGUAACGGCGCCGCAGUUCUCGGCGAAGGCGGUUUCGCCAUGUUCCCCGGUGCGGAAAUCCAGCUCACCGCCCCGGCCGGCUGGUCCGGCCGCUUCUGGGCACGAACCGGCUGCAACUUCGACGAAGCCGGAAACGGAAAAUGCGUCACCGGCGACUGCGGCGGCGCCCUGAAAUGCACCGGCGGCGGCGAACCUCCCGUCACCUUGGCCGAGUUCACCGUCGGGUCGACACUAACCGACAAGGACUUCUAUGACGUCAGCCUCGUGGACGGUUACAACGUCGGCAUGGGGCUGAGGGCCACCGGCGGAGACGGUGACUGCCAGUACGCGGGUUGCGUGAGCGACUUGAACACCAACUGCCCGCCCGAGUUGCGGGUCACGGAUUCGGGUUCGGGCGUGGUGGUCGCGUGCAAGAGCGCGUGCGAGGCGUUCAACGCGCCCGAGUUUUGCUGCACCGGCGACCACGCGACCCCGCAGACUUGCUCUCCGACUCAAUACUCGGCCAUGUUCAAGAGCGCUUGUCCCACGGCGUAUAGCUACGCUUAUGAUGACGCUACUAGCACUUGUACCUGUACCGGGUCGGAUUACUUGAUCACGUUUUGCCCCACCGGGUCAUCAUGA
Fragaria vesca subsp. vesca is the source of this 756-nucleotide messenger RNA. RefSeq names its product pathogenesis-related protein 5-like. The transcript has 2 exons. Gene Ontology annotation, biological process: defense response. The coding region runs from base 1 to 756 and encodes 251 amino acids. The record is from RefSeq and is a predicted model, not a curated record. NCBI's taxonomy places the organism in Eukaryota, Viridiplantae, Streptophyta, Magnoliopsida, Rosales, Rosaceae. Gene Ontology annotation, cellular component: extracellular region.